GCGCCGCUUUCCGACAACAAAACAUUCAAGUUUGCUGAUUCACGUAAAUCUUCACGAUGAGUUCGUCUCGUUAUGAUCGUGCUGUGACCGUAUUUUCGCCCGAUGGUCACCUUCUUCAGGUCGAAUAUGCUCAGGAAGCUGUCAGGAAAGGAUCAACUGCGGUCGGUGUGCGUGGUAAAGACGUGGUUGUCCUUGGCGUAGAAAAGAAGUCUGUGGCUAAACUCCAGGAGGAGAGAACGGUUCGCAAAGUUUGCCUUCUUGAUGACCACAUUGUCAUGGCAUUUGCUGGUUUGACUGCUGACGCCCGAGUGUUGAUCAACCGGGCUCAGGUUGAGUGUCAGUCACAUAAAUUGACUGUGGAGGACCCUGCUACUUUGGAAUACAUCACAAGGUACAUUGCUGAGCUGAAACAAGCUUACACACAGAGCAAUGGACGCAGACCCUUUGGCAUUUCAUGUCUGCUUGGCGGAUUUGACCCUGACGGCACCCCUCGUCUUUACCAAACUGAGCCCUCCGGCAUCUACUACGAAUGGAAGGCCAACGCCACUGGCCACAGUGCCAAAACAGUAUUAGAAUUUCUGGAAAAGUACUACACUACUGAAGAAGUGGCAUCGGAGAGGGGUGCUGUAAAGUUGGCUAUUAGGGCUCUCCUUGAAGUUGUCCAGUCUGGCCUUAAAAAUUUGGAAGUUGCUGUUAUGCGCAAAGAUGCACCUCUGGAGAUGCUUGAUGCUGAAAAGAUCAAUCAAUACGUGACUGAGAUUGAAAAGGAGAAGGAGGAAGAGGCAGAGAAGAAGAAGCAGAAGAAAUAAUCUCUUAUGGUUACUGUGAGUGCUGAAGGCAUAUAUUAAUUAAUUUCUUUGUCUGGUUUGUAAAUUCUAUUAAACGCUAAAAUGAUUUCCAUUCAAACAUAA
Molecule: messenger RNA, 911 nt
Organism: Neocloeon triangulifer
Lineage: Eukaryota; Metazoa; Arthropoda; Insecta; Ephemeroptera; Baetidae
Product: proteasome subunit alpha type-7-1-like
Exons: 5
Coding region: 57-809 (250 amino acids)
Biological process (GO): ubiquitin-dependent protein catabolic process
Cellular component (GO): nucleus; proteasome core complex; proteasome core complex, alpha-subunit complex
Source: RefSeq, a predicted model, not a curated record